Molecule: messenger RNA, 3889 nt
Organism: Dalotia coriaria
Lineage: Eukaryota; Metazoa; Arthropoda; Insecta; Coleoptera; Staphylinidae
Gene: Octbeta2R
Product: Octopamine beta2 receptor
Exons: 4
Coding region: 998-2275 (425 amino acids)
Biological process (GO): adenylate cyclase-activating adrenergic receptor signaling pathway
Cellular component (GO): plasma membrane
Molecular function (GO): octopamine receptor activity
Source: RefSeq, a predicted model, not a curated record
CGCACGCCAGUCGGCAGGAGUGUCCUGCAACUGCGUUCGUCCGCUCGCGCGUUCCUUGCGUCCUCACACACAUCCUGCGAACACAUACAAUUCGCACACGCUCCUCUCGCGCGCAUCCACAUCGAAAUAUAAAACAACUUUUGAACAGAAAAAAAAAGUUUCAAACUUUUCUUUGCAAUUACAACGGCGAGAAAUUAAAGUGCGCAAAGUUCAUCAGAAAGAACAAACAAUUCGGAAUUUAUGUGCUACAGUGACAUUAAUUUAUUUCUGGGAUAUACUACAAAUUAAAUCAAAUCAAAUAAUUUUAAGAUUUAAUCAAUCAGCUGAUUACCGAGAUGAAGAACCAAUAUAAAAAUAGUCUGCGUGCCGCCGCCUUCGCAGCUUCCGGUGGCAAGGGAUAAAAUCGACCGUGUGCGUGUGGCGGGGCGAGACUUGUCCACUGGUCCCCAACACACUAUACCAGCAGUUUGCGGUUUCGGUGUCCGUUAGUGCGUCCUCACCGCCAUCGUCCUCAACGGCGGCGGCGGCGGCGGGUCCGGCACGCGGCGUCUGCGGCGCUUCCUGUCCGACGGAUGGUAAUCUAAAGCAAUCAACGUCAACGGAUCGCGCACUUGACAUCAGCAACAUUAGUUCUCGCAUUAUAACAGCCACAACUACGAUAUCAUCCGGGCGUCGCGUAUAAAAAUAACAAUCGUGUGUUUUCUCUCUCGAUCAGUGCGCCACACUCCCACAACUCUACUGGGAGUAUUUAUAAUAAUCAAAACAGUGCGUAAAUUAAUCACACUGUGUGUGCGUGUAUAAGUGUGAGAUACUUUUUUGUGCCAAAAAGUGUGUGUGUGUGUGUACCUGCAAAGUCCAAAACUCAAUUUGAACUAGACUGAAUACGCAAACGUACUCAAAUCUUCAAUAAAAGAUGAAUGCAAAGCAUGCAACGUUGCGACUCUAUCGAGAAUAAACACUUCUGAAAGGCGGUUUUGAGGAAGGGUCGGCGGACGUAAUGGAUCCCGACAUCAUUAACGUCAGCAGCACGCCGGCAGUCGUCUACACUCUGACCGCAACCAACUCCACACUACCGCUGGAUGGCGCUGCUGAUGUGGAGCAAGAAUGGUCCGAUUUUCUACUGCUGUUCAUCCGCGCUGUACUCAUGGGUUGCAUCAUCAUCGCCGCCAUCUUCGGCAACCUGCUUGUCAUUGUCUCAGUCAUGCGUCACAGAAAACUACGAGUCAUUACGAAUUACUUCGUGGUGUCACUAGCGUUGGCUGACAUGUUAGUCGCCAUGUUUGCAAUGACCUUCAACGCAAGCGUGCAGAUCUUCGACCGGUGGUUGUUUGGGUAUUUCAUGUGUGAUGUGUGGAACUCAUUGGAUGUCUACUUCUCAACUGCUUCCAUUCUUCAUCUGUGUUGUAUCUCCGUCGAUCGAUACUAUGCAAUCGUGCGACCUUUAAAGUACCCUAUCAGUAUGACCAAGCGGGUGGUAGCCAUCAUGUUGUUGAAUACAUGGAUCAGCCCGGCGAUAAUCAGUUUUGUUCCCAUAUUCAUGGGCUGGUAUACAACGGACGAAAAUCAAGACUUCCGACAUCGUAAUCCCGACGUAUGCGAGUUUCGUGUCAACAAACUCUACGCAGUAUUCAGUAGUAGUAUCUCCUUCUGGAUACCAUGCACGAUUAUGAUCUUCACCUACUUUGCCAUCUUCAGGGAAGCCAAUCGCCAGGAGAAGGAAAUGUUCAAUCGCCAUGGAGCAGCACGUCUUCUACAUCAGAACAACACCAAUGGAGAUAUGCUGUCCAAUUCAGGCGGAUCAUCCAAAACCCUCGUGCAUGAGAUCAAUCAAGACCUGCAUCAUACUCCGACCAAAGAAAGGAACAUUAUCAAGAUGAAACGUGAACACAAAGCAGCACGUACCUUGGGUAUCAUCAUGGGCACCUUCAUCCUCUGCUGGUUACCAUUCUUUUUAUGGUACAUCAGCACAUCACUGUGCAGUUCUUGCUACUGUCCUGAUAUUGUGGUGACCAUUGUAUUCUGGAUCGGAUACUUCAACUCCACACUCAAUCCACUCAUCUACGCGUACUUCAAUCGCGAGUUUCGUGAAGCCUUCAAAAACACGCUGCAGUGCGCAUUUUGCAGUCUGUGUCGACGUCCCCCUUCGGAUCUGGACUCUUAUGAUGUUCGGCGACCUUCGAUACGUUACGACGAUCGGACCCGAAGCAUCUAUUCGGAGACUUAUAUGAAACACGUUGAUCGACGUAGAAGCUCCGAGUACGGGUCAAGUCUCUGAGUAGACCUAACUAGUAGCAGACUUACAACAACCAGCUUUUAGUCUGUGUGUUUGUCUGCUACUAGUUACCGAAUUACUGAACAAUUAACAAAAUAUUAAUACGGCUCUAAACGUGGAACUAAACCAAAGAUGAGAGAAUAAAUAACAAAAAUGGUGCUACUUUUUUUUACUGCUACGUAUAUAUUACCUAAAAAUAAACAAAAAAGAAACAAAAAGUGUGUUUGUGUUCUGAACGUUUAGAAAUUGAAUGUUAAAUGUGUUAUAAAUGUGAUUAUGAUUAAAUGUACGACAAGUAAAUGUAUAAAUUAUUUCAAACCAACUGCGUAGUAUUUAAAUAUUUAAAUAUUGUAAAUAGCUUGUAAUAUACAUAAAGAAAAAUGCAGCUUAUUUUAUUUUUUUGUUAUUUUUUUAAUUGUUUUUAUUCGCCGACAAAAAAAUUGUGUGAUAUAUUAUGUUACUAAAGUGAAUUAAUUUAUUCUUGAAUAAACAAAACGAAUGUAAACUGUACCAGUUUGACGGGAAAAGCGCGCCGAUCGAUCGAUCAAAAUUAGAUAACGUUGGUUUGUGGAUGUAUCGACAAGGAUUGCGAGAAUGGACGCGGGAACAGGAAAUUAAAAUAAACAAUGUGUGCGUGGAUGAUAUUCUCGAUUUGAUAUUCGAAUAAAAUUCAACAUAAAACUCAAAUAAAGUAAAAAACCAAAAAUAACCACAAUUAGUAAAAAAAAGAUAAAAUUUAGUCAUAAAUGUACGACUUUAUUGUAAAAGGCAAAUAGUUUUGCUCCGUGAUGCAAAGUAGGUUAAAAUAUAAUCAAUUUAUGAUGUAUAAGUAGCGAGAUACAAUCAUCACUAAUAAUAUUAGAUGGUUAAGUAACUUACGUAAUAAACUAGGAUGAAACACAAAUAAUUCUAAUUAUAAACAAUUUAAACGUUUAAAAAUAAACAUUUUUGCGUUCUCUGCACUUGUACUGCAACUCAAACACUUGAACUUUUUAUGUUUUUCAAAUGCAUAUGCAAAUUUUUUGUUUUAAAUUUUUUUUUCAUAAAAUUUAUUGUAAAUAAUGUAAAUAUCCAUUCUUACAUUCUCUAUAUGUAAAGUGUAAUGUUUUGUUUUUUAGAUGGAAUAAAAAUAAAUUCGCUCGGGAAACCAUCCGCAAUAUGAAUAAUUACGACCUAAUUUAAAUUGCAUUGUAUUACGUUCGGAUGGUUUGCCUUCAAAAUAAAAUACAGGUUAUGAAAUACAUCGAAUCAUUACAGAAAUUUUUAGAUGUUGGAAACUGUGAACAUGAUUAAGCUCUCGAUGGAAACCAAGCGCACAGGAAAUGAAUAGUUCUUAUACGAUGUAAAUGAACUAAAAACUAAUUAAAUUAAUUGAUUGAUUUUAUGUAAAUUAACGAGAAGUGAAGAUAGAUUGGUAUGUAGUCUUCCUGUUUUUGAUAAGUGAACAAAUUUAUGAAUAAAUUACAUGACAUUAUCAGGACGCAGAAAAUUACAUAUUUUUUGUUGUUUUUGUUAUAAAUUAAUUAGUUAAAUGAAAAAUUGAACAAUUGCGUCUAAUGAAAACCAUAUACGGCAAAUAAAUAAAAUAUAUUUGAUGUAUGAAUGUUUUCAUGUAAA